This is a messenger RNA of Vespa mandarinia (Asian giant hornet), 973 nucleotides long. RefSeq lists its product as uncharacterized. NCBI's taxonomy places the organism in Eukaryota, Metazoa, Arthropoda, Insecta, Hymenoptera, Vespidae. Gene Ontology annotation, molecular function: DNA binding. The record is from RefSeq and is a predicted model, not a curated record.
UAUUAUGCGAUAUCAUCUUGAUUAUGUUAUUUUCUCUGGAAAAAAGAAAAGAAUCCAAUAUGUCAAAUCUUUUAUAUUUUUAAAUUUAUUGUUUUUCUUUUUUUUUUUUUUUGUCUCUUUUCUUUUUUUUUAACCAUCACAAAUGUAACAAUAUCAUAUAAAACGUACUUUCGGAUACAAAAAAAAAAUUUAAGUAUUAGUUGUAAAGAACCUAUGGAUUCAAAAAAUACAAUUUUCUUUCUUUUUAUUUGAGAAGUUUGACAAGUAGAAGUUAAUUAGAUUAAAUGUUCAAUUGAAUGAAAUAAAAUUAUUAGAAAGAAAUGUAAAAUGGCAUUUAAGUGGGCAGAAGGAGAGACUAUAAAAUUAUUAAUUCUGUAUGGACAAUAUGAUUGUUUAAAAUAUCCGUUUGAUGAUAAUUUUGAAAAAAAGGUGUACAGAUAUAAAGCAUAUAAACAUAUAGUGGAUGCCAUGAAUAUACCUUCCUUAACAAUAUAUGAUUGCAUUACAAGAAUAGAGGAUCUAAAAAAGCAAUAUUGUUAUGAAUUAUCAAAAAUUGCUGUUGCUAUAUUAUGUGGGAAAUUGUAUGAAUCCCAAACCAAAUACUUUAAAUUAAUGCAUGAUCUAUUCUUCCCAUAUGUUAUCUUUGACCAAAAAGUAAAUAUUACAGAAGAUAAAAUUACAAAAGGUAUGGUUAAAGAUGUUUGUACAGAAAUAGAUUUAAUAGAAGAAAGAAAAGAUGAUGAAUUCGAUAUGUUUGCAAAAAGUAUAGCUUAUCAGUUACGAAAUAUUACUUUAAAAAGUGCUAUUGAAUUAGAAAAGAAAAUACAAGAUUUGGUAACAGAAGAACGUCUAAGUAAUAUUAAAUGUUCCCUUUCUAGUGACAAUGUAAUUUGCUGCUGUAGUUGUAGUAAUUGUGUAGAAAUUCGUCAAAAGAAUGGUUUUGAAUCAUAAGUAAUCACCAGUAAUCAAGUAU